UAAAUGCGACGAAUUUACGUCCGAUUUUCUGUCGCAUCUUAUUCGCCAUGUUAGUCAUGAAUCCACAGUUUCAUCUCGUGAUAUCUCGACACGAUAAACAAGAUCGUUCAUUCAUAAAUAAUACCGGAAUCGCUUUUAUUAGACGAUGUUUCAUUAUUGUGAAUAAUUGACAUUAUUUCGAGUUAUCGAAACAUGGCAGAGCACAACGUCGACAAUAGCAACAUCGACAGAUCAGAAUUCGAGAUGAGGCAGAGAACAAUUGACAGGGCACCUUUUCGAAACUUGAAGAUUGAUGACUCCAGGAUAUUAAAUACGCUCGAGGGUAGAAGAAAGUGCGAACUCUGUUGUAAGUCGCGCAAGUUCUUCUGUUACACCUGUUGCGUGCCUGUCAUCGACAAUUCGUAUUUUCCACGUGUAAAGCUGCCAAUUAAAAUCGACAUUAUUAAGCAUGCUCAUGAGAUAGAUGGCAAGAGUACUGCUAUUCAUGCUGCGAUACUUGCGCCAGAGGACGUGAAAAUCUACAUAUAUCCUGAUUUUCCAGAUAUAUCGAGUAAAGAGGAAACCGUUUUAAUUUUUCCUAGCAAAAGUGCGCAGACUGUAAGUGUGGAGGCUCUCUUUACAAACAGAAAAAGUAGUAGUUUGGCAAAUAGAACCGAGGUAUUUCCUAUAAAGAGAGCAAUUUUCAUCGACAGCACGUGGCAGCAAACCAAAGCAAUAUAUAAAGACCAAAGAUUGAGAGAAUUACGCUGUGUUAUUUUGAAAUCAAGGAUCUCGCAAUUCUGGCGUUACCAGAAGAAGAGUCCAAGAUGGUACCUGGCGACAAUUGAGGCAAUUCAUCAAUUUUUAGUGGAGCUACACACGUGUGCUUACACGGAAGGCUAUCCUGAUAUACAUAGUUCUGUAUUGAAUGGAAAACAGAGCUCUGUAGUUAACAGCAAGAAAACGGAAGAGUGUGCCGAGAUUACUCAAAAGUAUCACGGAGAAUACGACAACCUUUUAUACUUUUUCAAAUAUAUGUACGACAAAAUUCACUCUAUAUACGAUCACGAUCAAUUGCAGGCCUACAAAAGGCCACUCGCGUGAAGCUAUUUUCUCUUAAAAACUUUCUUAAUAAAUUCCCUUGCAUAGAAAAAGAAUUACAGUCGAACA
Camponotus floridanus (Florida carpenter ant) is the source of this 1149-nucleotide messenger RNA. RefSeq names its product DTW domain-containing protein 1. Lineage: Eukaryota; Metazoa; Arthropoda; Insecta; Hymenoptera; Formicidae. The record is from RefSeq and is a predicted model, not a curated record. Gene Ontology annotation, cellular component: nucleus. Gene Ontology annotation, molecular function: tRNA-uridine aminocarboxypropyltransferase activity. The transcript is spliced from 4 exons. The coding region runs from base 193 to 1083 and encodes 296 amino acids. Gene Ontology annotation, biological process: tRNA modification.